AUGUUGCCCUCCUCGGUGCGGCGUGUCGCCUCCUCCGCCAUCUCCUCCGCCCCUCAGACCGGCGUCAUCUCUGCCCUCGCCUCCUCGGCUCCCAAGGCCAUCCCCGUCUUUCUUCGCAACCAGCAGCGACGAUGCUCCUCCUCCAAGCCCUCGAGAUCCGAUAACGGCUCCAGCGAAAUCUCGGCUGGCCAGUCUGUCCCCGCCUCGACCGCGAGCCCCAAGUCUGGCACCGAGAAGCGGAAACGCAAGAGCAGCAAGGAUGCCUCCGAACGAGCGGCUUCUGUCAAGAAGUUGCCCAGCGUCCCCAACACGCACCACAUGUCGCAAGAAGCUCUCGGUCUAUCAAGUUUCUUCUCGCUACAUAGGCCCAUCUCGGUCACACAAACGAUGCCCCGAGCCGUGACCGAUGAGCACUUUGCUUCCAUUUUCACCUCCCGAACCAGGAACAACAAGAUGUCCGACACCAUGUCGACUCUUUCCGACACUAUCGACCAGCUGGAAGGCCCCAUGGCCCAGAUGACCAUCGGACAGGAGGGACAGGAUUCCAUGCACAAGGUUGAUAUCAAGAACGCCGACGGCAGCGAGUCGAGCAUGUACCUCCAGAUCGACACCAUGUCGGGCGAGUUCCUCCCCUUCCGACCGCCACCGCUGCCCCAACCGCAGUCCGCUGCUGAGACGGACGGUGCAGUCGCCGAGGCUGAGGCCGCCGAGGACGUUCCCCAGCACCGCGUCUACAAGGCCCUCUUCACCAUUGAGGAAUCGACCGACCCCGAUGGCCAGAUCCGCAUCAUGGCCCACAGCCCCCGAAUCAUGCAGGACGCCCAGCCCCGGAGCUUCCUCGAGCGACUCGCCCUCCGCCAGCUCAAGUUUGACGAGGCCCAGGGCCGCCGCGACAUGCACGCCAUCAGCGUCAAGCGGCAACGAAAACUCAAGAUGAAGAAGAAGAAGUACAAGAAGCUCAUGAAGCGGACGCGAGUCCUGCGCCGCAAGUUGGACCGAACUUAG
This is a messenger RNA of Fusarium keratoplasticum, 1005 nucleotides long. Its product is annotated as DUF1713 domain-containing protein. The transcript is spliced from 2 exons. NCBI's taxonomy places the organism in Eukaryota, Fungi, Ascomycota, Sordariomycetes, Hypocreales, Nectriaceae. Gene Ontology annotation, cellular component: mitochondrion. Bases 1 to 1005 code for a protein of 334 amino acids. The record is from RefSeq and is a predicted model, not a curated record. Gene Ontology annotation, biological process: mRNA processing.